Quercus lobata is the source of this 937-nucleotide messenger RNA. RefSeq lists its product as uncharacterized. The record is from RefSeq and is a predicted model, not a curated record. The coding region runs from base 277 to 579 and encodes 100 amino acids. Lineage: Eukaryota; Viridiplantae; Streptophyta; Magnoliopsida; Fagales; Fagaceae. The transcript is spliced from 3 exons.
CAUUGCUUCUGACUAUGAUACCAUUGGAAAUUUUCCUAGCCCAACAGAAUUAGCAAAUCUUGAUGAAGGCUUUCUGGCUUCAAGAUGCAAUCUUGGGUAUAGAGCAAGUCGCAUUUUGAAACUUGCCCGGGAUAUUGUUGAAGGCAGGAUUCAACUAGCACAACUUGAGGAGGUCAGUAAAGGAGCAAGCUUUGCCAAAUCCAGCAACUACGAUAAGUUGGCUAAACAGUUGAAAGAAAUUGAUGGAUUAGGUACUUUUACAGUGCCAAUGUGCUUAUGUGCAUGGGAUAUUACCCUGUCAUUCCAACAGAUUCUGAAACUAUUCGGCAUCUAAGAAAGGUCCAUGUGAGAAAUUCCACCGUUCAAACGGUACAGAGAGAUAUUAAACGUGUAUAUGGGAAGUAUGCGCCAUUUCAGUUCUUGGCAUACUGGUCAGAACUCUGGCACUUCUAUGAAAAGACGUUUGGGAAGCCAAGCGAAAUGCUAUACUCUGAUUAUAAACUAAUCAUGCCAGUAAUAUGGGAAGCACAAGUAGUACAAAAAAGAGGAAGAAAAAAUGCUGACCAAAGUCAAGCCUAGCAUUAGCUUGGAUGACCAAAAAAUAUGCAAAAAGCCAAUUAACCUGCCAUGUUGGUUCGCUUAUUAUGUAUCACUGUUUUCAAGCACGCUGAAAUUGCUUACUAUUUGAACAAUUUCUGAUGCAUGUUUAAUUGUUUAUAGGCACUAUCUUCCCUCAAAGUUGUCAACAUUGAAGUAGCAGCCAUGGCAGCUUGCCAUACUAUGCCUAAGUGCAACCACCAGCCUGCCAUGUGUAGGCACCUGCAUGGCAUUAGAAAGCCAUGCCAUUGGUCAUGCACAAGCAAUGUACAUGAUCCUGUACUUUCAUCGGAUUUUACCACCUCGCUUCUUAAUGUUGUAACUUGUAUCCAGUUUUCUG